UCUCUCUCUCUCUCAAACCUCCCACUUUCCUUAUUCUCCACUUCAUCAACCUCUUUCUCUCUCUCUCUCUCUCUCUCUCUCUCUCUUUUAUAGAUAGAUGGCAACAAAACCAGCUGAAGAAGCUCCUGGAUCCUUAAAAUACCAGACAUGGGUCCUGAAAGUCUCAAUUCACUGUGAAGGCUGCAAGAAGAAAGUGAAGAAAGUCCUUAAAGGCAUUGAAGGGGUUUACACGACGACGGUUGAUUCUCAGCAGCACAAGGUGACGGUGACUGGCAACGUGGAGGCAGAGACCCUUCUCAAGAAGCUGUUGAGGUCAGGCAAACACGCCGAGCUUUGGCCUGAAACUAAGAAAGCCAAAAAAUCCAAAUCAAAGAAUAAUAAUAAUGAAAAGAAGGCCACAGAUGGUAGUGAAAAAGAUGGCGAUCAUGACGAUGGCCAUGGUGAUAAACCUGAUCAAAUCAACGGCGAUGAUGAUGCUGAUGAUGGUGGUGAGUCGGACAAAGAGGGGGACGAAAGUAAUGAAGGUGCUGGUGGUGGUGGAAAUAAUGCAAGUACUGGGGCUAAAAAGAAGAAAAAGAAGAAGAAGAAGAAAGGGCAAAAUGAUAAUUCUACUAAUGUCAGCGGCGGUGGCAAACCCAGUGACACAUAUUUUGGUGAUGCUCCGGGUAUCGGAAUUGUGCCGUCUAUGGCUGCUCAUGAGGUGACUCAAGCGAUGGGCUCCAUGAAUAUGGGCCCACCAAUUCAGCACGUAUACCCCGGCCCAUACCCUUCAUCAAUGUACUAUCAGCCUCCAACAUAUGGGCUAAGUUACAAUACGGCCUAUCCUACGAGUACAGCUACUUCAUACUUUGCUCCUGAUGCCAUGCAUUCUACUACGUAUUCUCACCCGGAUAUGUACUCGCCUGCUCUGCCGUUCGAUUCCUUCGAAACAUUCUAUGUGGAGGAUGACGACCACGAUGGAGACGAAAGUGGGUGUCACAUUAUGUGAGAAUUAGAAUUAUGAGGGUUAUGUAUACGUACGUACGUUGAACUAAUUAAUGUAUUAUAUACUAGUAUAUAUAUAUAUAUAUAGUGUGUGUGUACUUUGGGGGGGAAAAGAGGAUUAAUUUUGUAACAUGUAAUAAUUAAUGGGUCUGGUCUUUGUUAUUAUAUAUAUAUAUAUAUAUAUAUAUAUAUAUAUUAUAUAGAUAUGUAGCUAUAGCUUUUUUACUA
Molecule: messenger RNA, 1212 nt
Organism: Prunus persica (peach)
Lineage: Eukaryota; Viridiplantae; Streptophyta; Magnoliopsida; Rosales; Rosaceae
Product: heavy metal-associated isoprenylated plant protein 36
Exons: 3
Coding region: 98-988 (296 amino acids)
Molecular function (GO): metal ion binding
Source: RefSeq, a predicted model, not a curated record